Gasterosteus aculeatus aculeatus (three-spined stickleback) is the source of this 3623-nucleotide messenger RNA. It is a transcript of the gene dbf4, whose product is annotated as DBF4-CDC7 kinase regulatory subunit. Gene Ontology annotation, molecular function: protein serine/threonine kinase activator activity; nucleic acid binding; zinc ion binding. Gene Ontology annotation, biological process: positive regulation of nuclear cell cycle DNA replication; regulation of cell cycle phase transition. Gene Ontology annotation, cellular component: Dbf4-dependent protein kinase complex. NCBI's taxonomy places the organism in Eukaryota, Metazoa, Chordata, Actinopteri, Perciformes, Gasterosteidae. The record is from RefSeq and is a predicted model, not a curated record.
AACUUGUCUUAGUUAUAAAAAAACUGACGGGAGUUUAUGUUUGGUCCGGAAUGAAUUUAAACAUGACGGGGAUUACGUGAACCGCUAUUAUCAAACAUGGCAACGUAGACUUCCCAUACUAUUGUAUUCAACGUAAUAGCGGGAAAGAGACGUUUCUCUGAGGCAGUGACCCAGUAAACUGACUAGUGAGUGUGUCUAAAUAGUUCUAAAAUAUCCUGCCUCUGCAUACUUUGUUGUUGUGUAUUAUCAUUUUUGUUAUAAUGACUUAUUUUGAGCAUAGUAGCUAACCGUCAAAGCUGCCCGUUUGUUCGCCAGGAAACGACACACAAAAGUUAGCGGUGAGAAGGACAAACAAGUGCUUCGAGGGGCACGUUGACUCAAGACUGGUGGGCAAAACAAAAUGCAAUAGAAUAAAAUGAAGCCGAAACGCAUCCAGAGACAAACAAGACCCAAAUGGCAAGGGAAAGGGCUCAGCAGUGGGGACAAAGCCAUGCUGAGUCAAUCGAAGCCAACAUGUGUGACCGCUGCUGUCCAAGUCAAACCUUUUGCUGGGAAAGUGUUUUACCUGGACCUGCCGUCAAACAGGAUAGCGGACAUAUUGGAGAGUGACAUCGGAUACCUGGGAGGGAUUGUUGAGAAGUUCUUCAGUAAGGAAAUUGAAUAUCUGGUAUCCAACAAGAGGGAGGCUCGAUAUGUGCAUUGCAUUAGGCAGGAGUCUCCUGUUCUCGGCCCGGACUCUGGCCCAAGUUCACCCCAAGUCCGAACAGACACAUUUGUUCCAAGUCGAGGGAAGACUUUGGUGCAGAAAGUUGUGAAAGAGCAGGAGAGGGUGAAAAUGAACAAGAUCCUGUCAAAUGCUCUGGAGUGGGGUGUGAAAAUACUCUACAUAGAUGAUGUAAUCACAUAUGUUAAGAAGAAAAAAAAGAUUUUCGGCAGCCAGUGUCCUGCUACUAAUGCAGUCAAAACAAGUGUCAAAGCUCAGUCCGCCGCAAAGCAAGGCUUUAAUAAAUCCAAAGGGGGCCGGAUCCGUAAACCUUUCGUCAAGGUGGAGGAUUCAAGCCGACACUACCGGCCGAUCUACCUCACCAUGCCGAACAUCCCAGAGUUCAACCUGAAGACUCUUCCUCCCCACAGUCCCUUCUGUGCCGAGGACAAGGCUCCUCCUGGAAACAAACAGCCGGGGCGCCGAGGUGCAAAGGCCUCAGCCAGUGAAGAGCUGGCCAACGGCCGGAAGAAGAACAAAGACAAGAAACGAGGCGGCUACUGCGAAUGCUGCAUGAUCAAAUACGAGAAUGUGACAACGCAUAUAAAGAGUGACCGUCACAAGGCUUUCUCCAGGAGUGAUGAAUACUUGGUCUUGGACAAACUGGUCUCAACUCUGCACUUUGACUUCCUCAUCAAAACCAAAGUGAAAGGACCAAAAUGCAGUGUUUCUUCUGUUCUGAUGGCUCCUGGACCAAGUGGGAAACCUGUGCAAAGACGUGAAGGAGAUCCCGAUAAAACAGAGACAUUUAAAGAAGAAGAAGAAGAAGAAGGGCAGCAGCAUCGGACGGUCGACGGGCACGAGGGAUCUCACUCGGCACACACUUUAAACAUCACAUCGGGGACAGGUUCCACUCCUCUGACUUCCACUGAGGGGAGAACCUAUUACACUCACUCGCAGAGAUCCAAGCGCAAGUCUGUGGCACGUAAACGUCCGUGCAGGCAGAAUUCUUUGACUUCUUGCUCUCAAAAAGCUGCUCAGGUUCCUGAGCCCAGGAUGGAAACCGCCCCUAGAGGGGAAUGUCUUGCCUCCAUUCCCCCCGGAGGUGCUCAGGUCAACACGGCGAAACCAACAACAACUGGAGAUGAGGAGGGCUCAACCUCCUGCUUGGAUGCAAUGAACAGUCGGAACGAAGCUUCCCUAAAAGGCCUUAAUGUCAUAGCAAGUCAAGAGGAUAAAAAAAAGGAAUCUUCCGCGUGUGAGCCUGUUCAGGGCUGUAAGGUAUCGUUUGACAAAAACAGGGAAGAAGAAAGUCUUCCUUCACUCACCUUCUCCCCGGUCCGUAAAAUACAGAGGAGGGUGAGAGUCUGUAGGCGGAAGACACGGAAGGUGGACACAUGUGGCGAAUACGUGAAGCCGACUGACCUUCCCGACAGCUGCAUGCUGAAACUCUGGGAGCUUUUUCAGUCAUCUGAUGACAUGGAUGGGGAAUUUAUGGGGUUUGAGCACUAGUAGGUGAGGAGUGAACUGGAUUGUUACUGCCAUGUACAAUACUUGAGACCAGAUUCUGUGGCCCGGACUCCAAGCCUCUAGAUUUCCCUCUUGGGUUUGAAGACGGUGAGCUGUAUUCUGUUCCAUCAGAUGAAGGGCGAAUGUGCGUGAGCUAUUUAUCUUACAUCCCACUUGAAAGAGGCCAAACCAGCAUGCUGUUUCUCUUUACUCUGGUAUUUUGCCCAAUUUCAAAAGUAUUUGAAACUAUAGGUGAAAAAGAAAAAUGUAUUGACGCCGUCAUUGAGUUACAACCUUUGGUAAGAGUUGAAAUUACAUUUGAUCUAAUUUAAAAAUCCUUGUGAUUGUAUAAGGGAAAAACCUAAUUAAUCAAUUGAAUCCAGUUGAAAGUUUUCUAUUUUGUGAAGAGUUUUUCAUCCAUAAAAUUUUUUUCAUAAAAAGAUUAAUGUUGGACAAGAUUAUCCACAAUUUUCCCACAGUUGGUCAAAGCUGCUUCAAUCCUAAACUUAUUCCAAAAUUGUCUUUAAUUAGACAUAUGUACAUUAUUCCUAUGUAUCUUAGGCGCACUGUGCAUUUGUUUCAAUUACUAAGGGUUUGCUGUUAUGAACUGGAACGAAAGGCCUCCUGCAAGUCCCAUCACAGGGUUUAACGACAACAUCUUUCACAAAUUCCACUGGGAAUCCAUUUUUAAAGAAGUGUUUUAGUCCCCUCGCAGUUGUUUCCAAUGAAUACCUUUGAGGGAAAAGGUCAUUUUAAAAAUAUAUAUAAUAUAUUUCAUUGCAAUCUGAAUUUUACAGACCUCAAUAAGUGAUUAUUUCCAAAUGUAACAUGUGUUACUUGAUAUUAUAUGACAUUUAAGGAUUUUAGGGACUUUCUCAGCCCUCUCUGACGCCUCGCUGCGUGUUGCGGAUUAGCACACCGCCCUUGUUCUCCCACGCUGCUCUCCAAUGGAUCCACGCGGUCAAAUGAGGAACAAUGUUUUCAGAGGUCAAUGCACAGAAAAUAAACUGAAGUGAGUGCACAUCAUUAUUUUUUGUUCUUGCUCCUUGCAGAUUAUAAUCUUUUGCCCCAAAACUGUUUUUUUCUGUGCACUUUAGUGUACGCAGACGUUGUAUUGAACUGAUGUUAGUGUGGAGUAAAUUCAGUUUAUAUUCUGUGAUUCUUUUACAAAGGACUGGGGAUUUUUUCUACAACUUUUUAACAAAAAAUGACUUUUGGCAAACCAUACAAAGUAACAUUUUUUUUAUCAAGGAAACUUUCUACAACCUAAAAAAGUGAACAACGUGCAUAUCCUACAUCCAAACUUUUCUAAGUUGCGUUAUAGAAAUGAAAACAAUGAAAACAUUGUGAUAUAAUGUGAGUCGUUGUUUAUAUCUAUCUAUUAUAACCAUUAAAUAGCAAUACAAGUGGA